Cavia porcellus (domestic guinea pig) is the source of this 2634-nucleotide messenger RNA. RefSeq names its product glutamyl-tRNA amidotransferase subunit B (gene Gatb). Bases 37 to 1707 code for a protein of 556 amino acids. Gene Ontology annotation, biological process: mitochondrial translation; glutaminyl-tRNAGln biosynthesis via transamidation. The transcript has 13 exons. The record is from RefSeq and is a predicted model, not a curated record. Gene Ontology annotation, cellular component: glutamyl-tRNA(Gln) amidotransferase complex; mitochondrion. NCBI's taxonomy places the organism in Eukaryota, Metazoa, Chordata, Mammalia, Rodentia, Caviidae. Gene Ontology annotation, molecular function: glutaminyl-tRNA synthase (glutamine-hydrolyzing) activity.
ACGGCUGAGUCACCUGACCAGGACGCGGCCGGUGCGAUGGCGGCCCCCAUACUACGCUGGGUCGGCCCUGGAAAACGUUGGGCUUUAGCAUGGGUGGACAGCAGUUCCAGCCACCGAAGAGUGUCCCCGAAUGGGUCAGCUUCCCAUCGGAUGAGGGAACAGAGAUCAGUGGCCCAGCAGUCUCUCCAUACGGCCCCGAAGCCGAGGAAAGGUGGACAUAAAUGGGCAGCUGUGGUAGGAUUGGAAGUUCAUGCCCAGAUCUCCUCCAAUUCCAAGCUUUUCUCUGGAUCUCAAGUGUCUUUUGCAGCUCCUCCAAAUUCCUUGGUUUCUUUUUUUGAUGCUUCUCUGCCUGGAACUUUGCCGGUUCUCAACAGGAGGUGCGUGGAAGCCGCAGUGAUGACAGGCCUGGCACUGAACUGCCACAUAAAUAAGAAGUCCUUGUUCGACAGGAAACACUACUUCUAUGCAGACCUCCCUGCGGGGUACCAGAUCACCCAGCAGAGGCUUCCGAUAGCUGUCCGAGGAAGCUUGACAUAUGGAGUCUUUGUGGGGAAUAAGCGGAGUCACAUGGCCACCAAGACAGUGAGGAUCAAGCAGAUCCAGUUGGAGCAAGACAGUGGCAAAAGCCUGCACGACGACCUGAGAUCCCAGACACUCAUUGACUUGAACAGGGCGGGAGUCGGCCUCUUGGAAAUGGUCCUAGAGCCUGACCUGUCCUGUGGAGAAGAGGCAGCCACAGUCGUCAGGGAGCUGCAGCUGAUACUUCAAGCCCUGGGCACCAGCAAGGCAAACAUGGCAGAGGGCCAGCUGAGAGUGGAUGCAAACAUCUCCGUGCAUCAGCCUGGGGAGCCACUUGGUAUCCGAACCGAGGUGAAGAAUCUCAACAGCAUCAGGUUCUUGGCCAGAGCCAUAGACCAUGAAAUUCAGAGACAAAUCAGUGAACUCGAGAGUGGAGGUGUAAUUUUGAAUGAGACGCGCUCAUUUGAUCACAGGCUGGGGUGCACCGUGCCAAUGAGGGACAAGGAAGGAAAACAAGACUACAGGUUUAUGCCAGAGCCCAACCUGCCCCCCCUGGUGCUGUACGACACCGCCUCCUUGCCUGUAGGAGUCGAACCCCAGCAAGUGAUCAACAUCGACCAGAUCCGAGACACACUGCCUGAGCUGCCCAGGGUGACCCGGGAGCGGCUGGUCCGGGAGUAUGGGAUGCUGCCGGAGCACAGCUUCACGCUGCUGAAUGAAGUUGGCCUGCUGCAGUUCUUCCAAAGUGUGAUGAAAGAAACUAGGGCAGAGCCAAAAAAGGUGACGAGCUGGGUCCUCAACGUGCUCCUGGGCUAUUUAAAGCAGCACAACCUGGCUGUGAACGAGAGUCCCAUCACGCCCUCUGCACUCGCUGGACUUCUCGACCUGCUGGACAGUAAAGCAAUUUCUUCAUCGGCAGCUAAAGAGGUAUUCGAGGAACUGUGGAAAGGAAAGGCGAAGACUGCGGCACAGAUUGUGUCAGAGAAGCAGCUGGAACUGAUGCAGGACCAAGAGGCCCUGGAGCAGCUCUGCCAGGCCACGAUGGAGGGGCACCCUCAAGUGGUAACAGACAUGAAGACGGGAAACCCCAAAGCUAUAAACAAACUGAUUGGGUUGGUCCGCAAGGCGACCCUGAACCGAGCAGACCCAGCUGUGAUAAAGAACAUUCUGGAGAGGCUGUCAGCAUGAGGUCCUCCUGGGGGUCCUCCUGCCCAAAGUGGGGACCAGGGCCCAUGAAACCUGAUGCCCAAGUGCUCUACAGGCUGGUGGCUCUUGGUCCCUGGCCUGAGCACACUUUCUGUGAGUUACAUGUCACGUGUUCGGGUCUUCAGAGACCCUUGUUUUUGGGGUGCAACCGCUGCCAACCCUUAGCUUCAGGGACGUCACAGCUGAGACGCUGCAGACACUGUGCCCACUGCCAGCUCUGCACUGCGGUUCCUCCUGCAGAUGCUGGCAGCUCUGCCCAAGAGUCGGCGAGUGAGUAACAGUGAUCGAGAGGAUUGGAAUGUGGGUACAGUGCAUUUAGACUAAAAAUAGGUUAGCAAAGAUGAAGACCAAACAGGUUGGUGCCAUGGAAACAGUUUGUUUCGGGCUGCGGGGUGAAGGGUGAUACACAUCUCUGAGCAGAGGGAACACUGCCCAUUCCACUUCCCGGGGACCCUGAAAGCACAGGUCAGAGAGUCAAUGAAUUUUCUGAAGACAACUGUUUUCAAAUAAAUUUAAUGAAUAAAAUAUAUACUGAAACACCGCAUAAAAAUUAACUUACACUUCAAAGAUUGUGUAAGAUUGACACCCCCACACACAAUCAGGGCAAAAAAAAGAUAUUUUAAAAAGCUGUAACAUGAAUUUGUUUUGCUUGGAAAGAAUAAGAUUAUAAAUGAGUAAAUCAAAAUUUUGACCUUUAACCAUGACUGAGGUGCAGCUGACGGUGUGAUGACAAAGGCCUCCCUGCCUCUGCCCGUUUCUGUGACAGUAACACUUCCUCCAUCACAGGGCCCCUUUGUUCAUUGCACAUCCAGUACCUCAAACUCACAAUGCUUCCUUUAAUCCUUUCAUGUCUAGUGUUCAGUUUUGAAAUGGCACGUAACAAUGGGACAUAAAAUUUUUCUCUUCAAA